Molecule: messenger RNA, 3675 nt
Organism: Lachancea fermentati
Lineage: Eukaryota; Fungi; Ascomycota; Saccharomycetes; Saccharomycetales; Saccharomycetaceae
Source: the annotation of a GenBank genome assembly
AUGGCGGAACACACCAUUAGCAAACCACUGUUGAAACUAAAGCUAUUGGAGUCACUUCGCCAAGGCGAUUUCGCAUCAUUACAAGAAUUAUUACGAACACAAUUCACGCCAUCAGGUGAUCCAGAUGUGAAGGAAGUUAGACAAUUAAUCUUGCAUUAUGCGGUGCAAGUUGCUCCGAUACAGCUGAUUAAGGAAAUUAUCUCUCAUUGGCUUUCGGAUGAAAUUAUCAGGCUAGAUAUCAACCACCAGGACGCCGAUGGCAAUACCCCUCUUCAUCUGGCGGCAUACCAAUCUCGUGGUGAUGUCGUGAGCUUACUCCUUGAUCAGCCUGGUGUGAACGAUUGUAUCACUAACAAUUCAGGUUUGCAACCAAUAGAAAUGUGCAAAAACCUAAAUAUUGCCCAAAUGAUGCAAAUUAAACGCGCAGACUACGUCGCAGAAGUUGCACAGGAAUUCCGUCUGGCAUUUAACAAUAGGGACUUUGGUCAUCUCGAGACAAUCUUAAGUAAUCCCAGGAAUAAUGAAUUAUUAGACAUCAAUGGUAUGGAUCCUCAAACGGGAGACACUGUCUUGCAUGAAUUUGUUAAGAAAAAAGAUGUUUCGAUGUGUCGCUGGAUAUUAGAUCACGGAGGGGACCCAUUUAAAAGAGAUCGUAAGGGAAGAUUGCCAAUUGAUCUGUUAGGCAAGGUUGCCUCCACUGAACCCACAAAUGCAAAUUCUUCGCCGGAGCUAGAACUCAAGCGUAUCUUGGAAAGAGCUGCGAGAGAACAAAGUGUUAUCGAUGUUGCCAAUAAUCUGCAUGAGCCUCCUACAUAUAAGGGCUAUCUGCGAAAGUGGACCAAUUUUGCUCAAGGAUAUAGGUUGCGUUGGUUCGUACUAGGUCCAGACGGUAUGCUCUCGUAUUACAAGGACCAAGAUGAUACUUCUAAUGCUUGCAGAGGAUCUCUAAACAUGUCAACUUGCUAUCUGCAUCUGGACUCUUCGGAAAAACUUAAGUUCGAAAUAAUUGGCGGUAGUGACGGGACGAUUCGCUGGCAUCUAAAGGGCAACCAUCCGAUAGAGACGAACAGAUGGGUUUGGGCCAUUCAAGGAGCAAUAAGGUUUGCAAAAGACCGAGAAAUAAUGAUGAAAAAUAACGGAAAUUUAAAUGCACACAAUCAGUUAACCUCGACUAUGUCUGUAACCAAGAAUAAUAAUAUUAAAAGUAGGUUAACGGGUCCUAGCAUGCACAGUCUUUACUCAUUUGAAAAUCGGAGGCAGAAACACCAUAAUCAUCAUCAGCAACCUUCAAUAAGCUCGAUGUCUUCUAUGUCAUCUAGCGAGCUCGAAUUGAAUGAUCACUUAACUGAAAGCGGCAGAAAGUAUGUUCAUAAGGUGAAGACAAGUAGAGCUCCAUCGAUUAAUACUUCUUUGGGUACAUCCGGGGAAGGUAGAGGUGAGGGCUCUGCUUCUUCGAAGUCUAACAGUUUGCCAAACGACGCUAAUGACGAUGAAGCCAGUGAUGAUGAAUAUGACUCAAACGGUGAUUUGGCUAAGCCUGGCUAUGAGGAAGACUUGAAGGUGGAGUAUGGUCCCCAUCAUCAAGAACUGGCAAUUCUUCAAAGGUCGAUCUCAAUCGAGCUCACUUCUUUAACAGAACUUUUGGAAGAUAAUCAUAUUGACGGUCAAGCACUUGAAACAAUCAAAAAGUCGUUGGCUUCUCUUUCUAAAAGUUUUAGCCGUUUGAAUACAUUAACUUCUACAAGAGAUAAAAAGUUGGUCAGAAUGCUUGCUAAACAGCGUGAUGUUAACAAUUUAUGGAUUAAGUCAGUUAAAGACUUGGAGCUGGAAUUAAUAGAGAAAACAGAACGAUUGUCAUCGCUCGAUGUUGAAAGAAAGAAUCUGAAGAAACUUUUACAAAGAAAGCUUCUCGAAGUUUCCGAAAAUAGCGCAAUCACUGAAUCUAAUAGUACUGAGCAAGACAAGAAUUCCGCCUCAAAUGAAUCGAUGACAGCCAAACCGUUGGAAGAAAUUGCUGAUUUCAUAAAUUCUAACAAGGAAUCUGAUGAAGAUUCUGACAUUGACGAAUUCUUUGAUGCGGAAGAAUCAAACAAUGAGAAUGAGUUGACGGAUGAAGGCAAAAUUCUAGAUGAUGCUAAAGAUGUCAAUCCUGUUCUGAGCAACAUUGGGCCCACGAAUCCAAAGAUCUCAGUAUCUUCACCCGAGGAUGUUGAAAAUGAGUCCAAGAGACCUGAUGAAGUUCAGCAAGCUUUAGAAAUGACAAAGGAUGUGGACAGACUGUCACAUGAAACGUGUCUUGAAAAUGGAGGCGAUAAUAAACAGGAAGAUAAGGCCCUUCCUGUGAAACAAGGGCUGCCUGAAGAGAAUGAGCACGCCGCUCUUACUACUUUACAGAAAGAAAAAAGCAAUGUAAUUAAUUCGGAAGGUUCUUAUCUUGGAUACGAAGAUGGCUUGAGGCCACGACUAAAAUUGGGUAAGGAUGACCGCCCCAAGGUUAGUUUAUGGUCUGUUCUCAAGUCGAUGAUUGGUAGAGACAUGACUCGAAUGACUUUACCAGUAACUUUUAAUGAGCCUACCUCUUUACUGCAAAGAGUUGCGGAAGAUUUGGAAUACUCUGACCUCUUAGACGAAGCUGCCAGUUUUGAGGACUCAACCCUUAGAAUGCUGUAUGUCGCCAUCUUUUCAGCUUCAUCAUAUGCAUCUACCACUAAGAGAGUUGCUAAGCCUUUUAACCCCUUGCUAGGAGAAACUUACGAGUAUGCGAGACGUGAUAAGCAUUACCGUUUCUUCACUGAGCAAGUUUCUCACCAUCCACCAAUCUCGGCAACGUGGACAGAAUCUCCCAGAUGGGAUUUUUGGGGUGAAUCACACGUCGAUUCAGAUUUCAAUGGGAGAACGUUUGAAUUCAAACAUCUUGGUUUGUGGUAUUUACAGAUGAGACCUGACUCUGAGGAAUCAGACGAGCUAUAUACCUGGAAGAAGCCUAAUAAUACUGUUGUUGGUAUUUUACUUGGUAACCCCCAAGUCGAUAAUUAUGGUGAUGUCGAGAUUACCAAUCACACUACGGGUGACAAAUGUAUGAUACAUUUCAAAGCCCGUGGGUGGAGGGCCUCUAGUGCGUACGAGGUCAAGGGAGAAGUUUACAACAGCAAAGGUGGAAAGGAGUGGAUUUUUGGGGGGCACUGGAACGAAGCAAUCUAUGCUAAGAAGGUUUUAAAGCCAAAUUCGUCGGAGGAGAUGCAGCUUGAGAAAACCAAAACGCGAACCUCUUCUAAAGCUGUGAAAGGUCCCAAUCUUGAUGGAACCAAGUUUCUUGUUUGGCACGCCAAUCCUAGACCGGAUUCACCUUUCAAUUUGACUAGUUUUGCAAUUACAUUAAAUGCACCUCAGCCUCAUCUUCUCGACUGGAUUGCACGCACUGAUACACGUUUGAGACCAGAUCAAAGAGCCAUGGAAGAAGGAAGGUAUGAUGAAGCAGCAGAAGAAAAGCACCGUGUCGAGCAGAAACAAAGAAAAGCUCGUAAAGAAAGGGAAAUUUCUAAAGAGCAGUAUAACCCAAAGUGGUUUGUGAAAGAAGUUCACCCUGUAACAAAAGAGAAAUACUGGAAGUAUAAUGGCAGAUAUUGGAAACAAAGAAAGACCCAUAACCUCCAAGAUUGCCCCGAUAUCUUCUAA